AUGGAAUUUCCAAAGGAUUUUUUAGAAAAUACUUCAAAACAUUUACUUUAUGUUCCGCCUGAACAAAAUAUUGCAAAAUUUAACCAACCAAAUCAAAAUUUUGUUCCUCCACAUUAUGUAGAUGAAUUUUACUUAAAUCAAUUUCCAAGAG
Funneliformis mosseae is the source of this 151-nucleotide messenger RNA. Lineage: Eukaryota; Fungi; Glomeromycota; Glomeromycetes; Glomerales; Glomeraceae. The record is from the annotation of a GenBank genome assembly.